Molecule: messenger RNA, 1724 nt
Organism: Nicotiana attenuata
Lineage: Eukaryota; Viridiplantae; Streptophyta; Magnoliopsida; Solanales; Solanaceae
Product: protein DETOXIFICATION 3-like
Exons: 7
Coding region: 159-1571 (470 amino acids)
Biological process (GO): xenobiotic detoxification by transmembrane export across the plasma membrane
Cellular component (GO): membrane
Molecular function (GO): antiporter activity; xenobiotic transmembrane transporter activity
Source: RefSeq, a predicted model, not a curated record
UAAAUAAUGGCAAAAAAGGUGACCCCGAGAUAAUAUUUUUAACAAGUAUCCAACAAAUAAGCAAGCAUCUUUCUGUCACGUGUUAGGAACAACAUAGAAUUAGUAGUAAUUGUGCAUUGGUUCUUCGUCUGUUGGAAGUGACAACAAGUAGAACUAUCAUGGUAGAGGAGUUGCCACAGAGCUUGAAAGAAAAGAAAUGGCAGAUAAAUUGGGAUGCUGUGUCUCAAGAACUGAAGAAGACGAGUCGUUUUAUGGCUCCAAUGGUAGCGGUCACAGUGUUUCAGUACUUGUUGCAAGUUGUAUCAGUCAUGAUGGUGGGACAUCUUGGAGAGUUAGCGUUGUCUAGUGUUGCCAUCGCCACUUCUUUAACUAAUGUCACUGGUUUCAGCCUGCUUACAGGGCUGGUUGGUGGUAUGGAGACACUAUGUGGACAAGCAUACGGAGCUCAACAAUACCAUAAACUCAGUACAUAUACCUACACUGCUACAAUUUCUCUGUUUCUUGUAUGCAUACCAAUCUGUGUGUUGUGGUGCUUCAUGGACAAAUUGCUAAUAUUGACGGGACAAGAUCAUUCAAUCUCAGUGGAAGCGCGUAAGUAUUCAUUAUGGGUAAUCCCUGCUCUUUUUGGUGGUGCAAUUUCUAAACCACUAACUAGAUACUUGCAAGCGCAGAGUUUGAUUUUCCCAAUGCUUUUAUCUUCCUUUGCUGUUCUAUGCUUCCACUUGCCCAUAAGCUGGGCUUUGAUAUUUAAGUUGGAGCUAGGAAACAUAGGAGCUGCUAUAGCCUUCAGUAUAUCCUCUUGGUUGUAUGUCCUAUUUCUUGCAUCUUAUGUCAAACUUUCAAGCUCCUGUGGGAAAACUCGAGCGCCUUUCUCCGUGGAAGCCUUCCUUGGUAUUAGACAAUUCUUCCGUUUGGCUGUCCCUUCUGCUGUGAUGGUCUGCCUAAAAUGGUGGUCAUUUGAGGUGCUUGCUUUGGUAUCAGGCCUUUUACCAAAUCCAAAGCUCGAGACAUCAGUGAUGUCAAUAUGCAUAACAAUUUCUCAAUUACACUUCAGUAUACCAUAUGGCUUUGGAGCUGCUGCAAGUACUCGUGUUUCAAAUGAAUUGGGAGCUGGGAAUCCUCAAAAGGCUCGAAUGGCAGUUCAGGUAAUAAUGUUUCUUACAGUCAUAGAGACACUAGUGUUCAAUACAAGUCUGUUCGGGAGCAGACAUGUAUUGGGAAAAGCAUUCAGCAAUGAGAAGCAAGUGGUGCAUUAUAUAGCUGCAAUGACUCCUUUUCUUUGCCUGUCCAUUGUCACAGACAGCUUACAAAUAGUCAUCACUGGUAUAGCAAGGGGAAGUGGGUGGCAGCAUAUUGGGGCAUAUAUAAAUCUAGUGGUAUUUUAUGUGAUAGCAAUCCCUUUAGCAGUGGUGUUGGGAUUUGUUGUACAUUUGAAAGCAAAGGGGCUUUGGAUUGGAAUAGUGGUUGGUUGUGCUAUACAAUCCAUCGUUCUGUCUAUUGUUACAGGUUUCACAGACUGGGAAAAACAGGCAAAGAAGGCAAGAGAAAGGGUUCACGAAGGAAGAUCUUAGGAAGACAAGAGAUCAUUUUUGUGUAACAUAUUUCUUGGAGUAGAAUGGGAUCAUUUCCUUUGCGCAAUGGCUACUUAUUACGCUAUUCAAGUGUUUACGCUAAUUAUUGUACAUCUGAAUUGAAAGUGUUCGUAAGAGAAUCUGUUGCAUCCA